UAAUUCCAUUUUCAGUCUUCGAUUCGUUCUUCUUUACAACACACUCACUGUACGAACGGCGCCGAUAUCAAAGGCUACCUCUCACGCGGGAAAGAUUCGGGUUGGAUGAUGGGGCAAUAAUUCCCCAAGGACUAUUGGUAUUUCAUAUAUUACCACGCAGAGCACAACGACGUGAGUUGGAGGGCCACUGACCAUGGCCUUAAUCAACACCAUUGAAGAACGCCGCCGCAAAUCACGAAAUAUCCUUCUCUCCGCUUUCCUCAUUCUCCUCUUCCUCUGGACCGUUAAGCUGUGCUUCCCCCAAAGUACAAUUCUCAACGUGUACUCCCAGCAUACUGAAUCCAUUUCAACGAGCGCACCCCCACCACAACAAUCGACCACUAAUAAAGGGCAAUCGGCAUCGCAGACCGGGAACAAAAUCAGUCUGGAAAGCGGUAGCUUCAAUGGCACACUUGCUACCAAAGCGGCAGUCAUUGUCGAGACACAAUUCCGCACCAACCUCAUUCCUCUUGUCCUACACUUCAGCGGCGUUCUUGGGCCCUCUUGGCCCAUCCUCAUAUACACAUCUAUGGAAUCGGUAGGCCAAUUCUCGGCAUCUGCUGCAUUGAAUAGAUACUUGAAGUCCGGCACGGUUCAGAUUCGUAUGCUGCCUCAGACAGUGCUCUUCACCAACUCGGACUCUGUGAACGAGUUUAUGACGACGAAGUGGCUCUGGGAGGAUUUAGCACCAGCGAAACAUAUCUUGAUCUUCCAGAGCGACAGCAUGCUGUGCGCGAACGCAGCCCGAAGCGUGGACGACUAUUUUGCUUAUGACUUUGUCGGGGCGCCAGUUGCGAAGAAUUUGGGAAAGGGAUAUAAUGGGGGCUUGAGUUUGAGGAAGAGGAGUACAACUCUCAAUAUACUAGAGAAAUGGGAUUGGCAGAAGACGAAAAAGGAGGGCGAUCGGUUUGAGGAUCAGUGGUAUUUCAACAGGAUGACAGAAAUACAAAAAGAGGAACAGAAAGAAGGCAUCCAGCCGGAGGAGGAAGGAGCUAUCAAUCUGCCAACUAUAGAAGUCGCCAGGACAUUUAGUGUGGAGACGAUCGACUACCCGCACCCUCUUGGUGUACAUCAAGUUCACAUGUGGCUAAAGGAGCAAAUGCUAAGUUUGGAUGAAUGGUGCCCAGAGUACAAGCUUUGUUCAGAGGGGUAAAUUGAAGAUACCUCUUCAUGAAGGAAGGAUUAUUUUGGAAAGCAUUCAGCGGGGUUAUUGCAUGGUAUUGGAGUUUGGAGUUUGGAAUUUGGAAUUUGGAUGGAGUUUCCUGCGUCAACUUGCAAAAUUGAAUGAAAACAUCCCUAUACAGUUUGCAUUUUUGAUAUCUGGUUGUAAGGGAUGUUGAAUAGCAAGGGGGUAGGAAGUGAUGUGCAAACAUUGAUAGAUUCGCAAUUGAAAGGGAGAGACAUUGUCUCGGUGCAGCACCUUGCAGAAGAUUUCACACAG
Molecule: messenger RNA, 1480 nt
Organism: Hyaloscypha bicolor E
Lineage: Eukaryota; Fungi; Ascomycota; Leotiomycetes; Helotiales; Hyaloscyphaceae
Exons: 2
Coding region: 194-1192 (332 amino acids)
Source: RefSeq, a predicted model, not a curated record